AGCGACCCCAACAGCCACAACAGCUUCUCUUCGCACCACGCGCCGCCACUUGCUCCAGAUCCACCACCAUGAGUCCAGAUCUGACACGAAGGACAGCACCUCCGGCGAAGACAGACACGCUGACGAGAGCAGAGCGAGAAGGGACUACAACUACAGGUAACAGAAGCCCUCUCCGGUGCCGGAAGGGCAAGCCGGAGAGGCAAAACGGAGCACUACAAACGAUAAAUAGUUGCUUCACAUUCGCUGGAGAUGAAGAUUUCCUCAAAAACGAUAUCCGUGUGAAACCCGGUCUUGACGGGCUUGGUGCGCUUGGAGACGUUGGAUGGUACGCAAUCCGAGCAACCCUUUUUGCCAACAACUUUGGUCUUUCCAAAACUGUCACGGCCUUUCCCGACGCUAUUUUAAACGAGUUAGGAGUGAUUCUCUCUUGUGGAGCAUCUCUGAGCUGGGAAGAUGGACGAACCGCAACCAUAUACGGUUCCUUCUUGGCAAACCUAACAAUGGAAAUAACCGCCAUUGGAACCAAAGGAACACUUCGUGUUCAUGACUUUGUUAUCCCAUUUCAAGAGUCCGAGGCAUCGUUCACCACUAGCACUAAAUCUUGGUUCAAUGACUCUGUGACUGCAUGGGUUAAUCCCCCGAGUGAGCACACGGUAAAGACUGAACUUCCACAAGAGGCGUGUAUGGUAAGAGAAUUUGCCCGAUUGGUAGGAGAAAUCAAGAAUAAUGGUGCGAAGCCUAAUGGGUUUUGGCCUAGCAUUAGCCGAAAGACACAACUAGUAGUUGAUGCUGUUAAAGAGUCUAUUGAUAAAAACUAUGAACAGAUUAGCUUCUCUGGAGUCGUCCUCUGCUGUGUCGUUAAGGUGCGGCGACAGAAGACAGGGUGCAAGAUCUCGGCUUGUUCUCCUCUCCGGGAGACUGGUGGUGGUGUGAAGCUCCUUCAGGCGGCUGUCUCGGCAGAUCCAGAGCGUCUGAUCUGGGUAAUUAGCAUUCUGGUCAUUGAAUGGUUGUUCGAAGAAGCUUCGGGUCACGCGGGUUUUGUUUUGCAUCGUUCGGACGGGUCAGUCGGAUGUACGGUCCGUUUUUGGCUUAGGAUCGGAACAACGAAAGCCGGAGAACCAAGUCUUUCUGAUGCUGCGCCUUUGGUGUUGAUGCUAUUUGGAAAAGUCCUACACGCCAAUCAAGAGGUUCCAAUAGCUUGGAGUUGCUUUGAUCUUUAGUAAUGAUUUGGUUUUCUGUGUUAAUAGUUGUUUUCGUAUCAUAGGGUUAAUUUAGGUGGUUCAAGAGAUAAGUUUCACUCUGAGUUGUGGAGUGUUAUUUAUCUCACCGUGGUUAAAAAAAUGCAAUGGGAUCUCGAUCGGGUAGCGUUGGAUCCGUUAGUGUUUCAGGGUGAUACUAGAUCAACCCAUUGCAUUGAGUGGUCCAAUUCGAUUGAGGUGAAUGUUAUGUACCUUGAAUUUGGAUGUAUCUCUUUGGUGAAUGAAAAGUUGAAGUUGAG
Arabidopsis arenosa is the source of this 1498-nucleotide messenger RNA. Lineage: Eukaryota; Viridiplantae; Streptophyta; Magnoliopsida; Brassicales; Brassicaceae. The record is from the annotation of a GenBank genome assembly.